This is a messenger RNA of Dermacentor silvarum, 1894 nucleotides long. RefSeq names its product peptide-N(4)-(N-acetyl-beta-glucosaminyl)asparagine amidase (gene Pngl). Gene Ontology annotation, molecular function: peptide-N4-(N-acetyl-beta-glucosaminyl)asparagine amidase activity. Gene Ontology annotation, cellular component: cytoplasm; nucleus; cytosol. The transcript is spliced from 4 exons. The coding region runs from base 136 to 1605 and encodes 489 amino acids. NCBI's taxonomy places the organism in Eukaryota, Metazoa, Arthropoda, Arachnida, Ixodida, Ixodidae. Gene Ontology annotation, biological process: glycoprotein catabolic process; protein quality control for misfolded or incompletely synthesized proteins; protein deglycosylation. The record is from RefSeq and is a predicted model, not a curated record.
CGUAUUCGGGGGAGAGUCGUCAGCGAGUGGUGAACGCAUCGCGCUGUUUGUUAUUUAGAAGCUUCUGUAAAUAACUGAGCCACUACAACAGUUCUUUUUGAGAAGAUCACCUGCAUAAAACUGGAGGCAAUCGCCAUGGAGGUUGGCGAAGACAUGUACCCCAAGAUAAAAACAAAUCUCUCACGGGUGCAAAUAUACGAGAGGCGUGACCUGCAAGAGAAAGCGUUGGCGUGCAUACCCGUUUCAGAUCUUACACGCAGAGCACAGCUCACGAUGCUUAACUACUCAUCUCGCAAUACCCCUGCCAAAGAGAAGCGCGACCCAGGGUUCAGAGACUUUUUAUUAAUGGAACUGUUGCAUUGGUUUAAGGAGUCCUUCUUUUCUUGGGUGGAUACACUAAAGUGCAGCCGUUGCGGUGGCACCACAACAAAUGCUGGACCUGGAGAGCCUACUGCUGACGAAAUAGCCGGCGGGGCGUCGCGUGUGGAACUACACAGCUGUUCAAAAUGCGGGACCCACGAAAGGUUUCCUCGGUUUAACCACCCUGCUAAGCUGCUGGAAACGCGGAGGGGGCGUUGUGGAGAAUGGGCCAACUGCUUUACAUUUUUUGCCAGGUCGCUGGCCUUUGAUGCUCGGUAUGUGCUCGACUGGACUGAUCAUGUUUGGACUGAAGUCUACUCAGACAGCCAACAGCGCUGGCUUCACUGUGACUCAUGCGAAGCUCUCUGUGACACGCCCCUCGUUUAUGAGGCGGGUUGGGGAAAGAAGCUCUCCUACAUUCUUGCCUUCUCCAAGGAUGAAGUACAGGACGUCACUUGGCGCUACACGUCAAACUUUGAAGCUGUUCGAGCGAGGCGCACAACUUACUCAGAAAUGGAACUCAUUCAGCUUAUGCUUGCACUGACCCGGCAAUGUCAAGAGACAUACAAUCAGAAACGCAAGGAAGAGUUGAUGCUGAGAAGAGUGCUGGAGCUGGCAGAGUUCCUGACACCUAGGAAAGCAACUGAGAAUGAAUUGCAGGGAAGAUUGUCAGGGGCUUUGGCAUGGCGCCAACAAAGGGGAGAGCUUGGAAACUGGGUGCCCUUUUCAUACAAGCCAAUCAGCUGCAAGUGCAGAAACAUUAUUUUCAAGUACUCAUCAGCAAUGGACAAGUACUCCAUCUGGGAGGAUGGUGUGGAAACGAACCAGAUUUCAGGCUGGGAAAAAGGAGCCUUCAGUAUCGAGAAGAUGUUUAGGAAGGUAGAACAAGACUGGAAGAUGAGCUACUUGGCAAGACAGGAGGGCUCUCCAGAAGGGUCGCUGUCUUGGAGGCUUGAGCUCUUGCCUGGAAGGACGCUGGAGAGGCUGGACUUGACGUGUGUGGGAACCACGUAUGAGAAUGGAUCAGUCAACUGGUCCGUGUCCACAGACGAGGAAAAUAUUCCCAUUGAGGGCUCCAAUGGAGUACAUUCUAUAACAUCGCUGAAGACAGCGAAGUUUGUGUGUUUGAAAGCAGUAGUCACUGGUGGCCAAGGAACCAAUGCCUGGCAACAUGCACAGUUGUGCAGGGAAUCAUUAGACAACCAACACUACAGUUUAGAGAUGGCUGUGACACUUUCAGACUGAAGAGACAGAACUCUACACCAAGUGUCUUCAAUUUCCAAAGCAUAUAUGAAUAACUCCUCAGGAGUUAAGAGGUGCUCAAAUUAGAAACCAAAUUGUGUUUACUGGGCUGAAUCAAAAUCUUAUGUUUGUUGUACUUAGGCUUUUACACCAUGAGCACAAUCUCUAUCAGUGGAACACCAUGAGUGGAAUAUCUAAUGCACUUGCACUGCAUCAAGUCGUGUCAUUAAACAUGCAUUUUUAUAGCAGUUCGAGAAAAUUGCUGCACAAAUAAAAGUUUUAAUCCUCAAAA